This is a messenger RNA of Empidonax traillii (willow flycatcher), 946 nucleotides long. It is a transcript of the gene PPIL3, whose product is annotated as peptidylprolyl isomerase like 3. Gene Ontology annotation, cellular component: catalytic step 2 spliceosome. Gene Ontology annotation, molecular function: peptidyl-prolyl cis-trans isomerase activity. Gene Ontology annotation, biological process: protein peptidyl-prolyl isomerization; protein folding. The transcript is spliced from 8 exons. The record is from RefSeq and is a predicted model, not a curated record. The coding region runs from base 214 to 699 and encodes 161 amino acids. Lineage: Eukaryota; Metazoa; Chordata; Aves; Passeriformes; Tyrannidae.
CCGCUGCGCUCCGGGCCUCCACAGCGCCGCGUAGGGUGAGCGGCGGCCCCAGGCGGGAGGCGAGUCCCUGCCUCCAGACGAUCUGUCUGGAUCCAGCCCCGGCAGGUUCCGGGCCGUUGCAGCUGCCUACAGCUGUCAGGAGCCGGCUCCAAAUCACAUGUCUAUUAAGAAAUUGCUGUAUAGAGAGCUGCCUCAGCUUUUUGAUAAGCAGACAUGGCUGUCACGCUGCAUACCGAUGUAGGAGAUAUUAAAAUUGAACUAUUCUGUGAGCGUACUCCAAAGACUUGUGAAAAUUUCCUGGCUCUUUGUGCUAGUAACUACUACAAUGGAUGCGUAUUUCACCGAAAUAUAAAGGGCUUCAUGGUUCAGACAGGGGAUCCAUUAGGCACUGGGAAAGGAGGUAACAGUAUCUGGGGCAAGAAGUUUGAAGAUGAGUUCAGUGAAUACCUUAAGCACAGUGUCCGUGGGGUAGUUUCAAUGGCAAACAACGGCCCGAACACCAAUGGAUCGCAGUUCUUCAUCACUUACGGCAAACAACCGCACCUGGACAUGAAGUACACUGUGUUUGGAAAAGUUAUUGAUGGCUUGGAGACCCUGGAUGAGCUGGAGAAGCUGCCCGUGAAUGAGAAAACCUACCGACCUCUUAAUGAUGUUCGCAUUAAAGAUAUUACAAUCCAUGCCAACCCCUUUGCUCUGUAGCCACAGAGGCCUCAACACAUUCUUUAGAGACUGGUCAGAUCAACUCCCAGAACACGGGGUUUAAGGAGCCAUUAAAAAGGGUUACUUGAGCUGGAUCAAGUAAGUUCGCUCACAGAAUGCAUAAUUUUCAGGAGCUGUGACAUUGGUUUGGAGUUGUCAGAGAGUAACCUUGUGCUUCAGAAGGAGGGUUUUCCAGAGUAUCAUCCAGGAUUUUGAUUUUUAAGCAUUGCUUUUUAUACUUGUAAAA